UGCAUUCUCUUAAUCACUCGCAUUUGCAUUCCCUGGACACUGUUAUUUAUUUAUUUAUUUAUUUAUUUUGGUGAAAUAUCUAUCUAUCAAUAAAAUAAAUCUCUAAAUAAAUAAACAAAUAAAUACAGAGACAUAUAUAGAUAUACAGAGAGAGGUCUGUACCGGGAGCGCGCGCGGGAGGAGACGGAGCGCGUGGAUGCGCGGUGGCGGCGCGGCGCGCGGAGACACGGAGCGGAGACACGGACAUGGAGCUGCUGCUGGUCAUCUGCGUCGCGUUCGGGAUGCUGCGGUGCGACGGCGCGAGAGCCGACUCCAUCAUACACAUCGGCGCCAUCUUCGAGGAGAACGCAGCGAGGGAUGACGAGGUCUUCCAGCUAGCCAUUUCAGACCUCAGCCUCAAUGAUGACAUUUUGCAGAGCGAGAAAAUCACACACUCCAUAAAAUUUAUUGAGCCUAACAACCCCUUCCAGGCGGUUCAAGAAGCGUGUGAGCUGAUGACACAGGGGAUCCUGGCUCUCGUGACUUCAACCGGAUGUGCCUCAGCGAGCGCCCUGCAGUCCCUCACUGAUGCCAUGCACAUCCCACACCUGUACAUACAGCGAAGCGACGAUGGCUCACCUCGCACCGCUUGCCCGCUGAAGCCGAGCGCCGACGGAGGGCGCUACACGCUGGCCGCCCGGCCUCCUGUGCGACUAAGCGACGUCAUGCUUGCGCUCAUCGAUGAGCUCCGCUGGCGCAAGUUCCUCGUCUUCUAUGACAGUGACUACGAUAUCCGUGGACUGCAGGGGUUUUUGGACCAGACGGCCAGACAGGGUCUGGACGUGGCUCUGCAGAGGGUGGACAGGAACAUCAGCAGCGUCUUCUCCAACCUGUUCAGCAGCAUGCGCACGGAGGAGCUGAACCGCUACCGGGACACGCUGAGACGAGCCAUUCUGCUGCUGAGUCCUCGAGGAGCGCAGGUCUUCAUCCAUCAGGCCGUAGAGACAAACCUGGCCUCCAAAGACAGCCACUGGGUCUUCGUGAAUGAGGAGAUCAGCGACACGGAGAUCAUGGAGCUGACCCACAGCGCGUUGGGAAGGAUGACGGUCAUCCGGCAGAUUUUCCCGCUCUGGAGAGACAGCGGCGUGAACUGUAUGAGGAACAGCCACCGCAUCUCGUCUCUGCUGUGCGACCCUCAGGAGGGAUACCUGCAGUCGCUCGAGGUGUCCAACUUGUACCUGUAUGACAGCGUCUUGAUGCUAGCUAACGCCUUCUACAGGAAGUUAGAGGACAGGAAGUGGCACAGCAUGGCUAGCCUGAACUGCAUACGGAAGUCAACCAAGCCCUGGAAUGGGGGCUGGUCCAUGCUGGAGACCAUCCAGAAGGGUCGCAUCACCGGCCUCACCGGAGUCAUGGACUUCAUGGACAACGGGUCCAACUCACACGUUCAGUUUGAGAUUUUAGGCACGAGCUUCAGUGAGACCUUCGGGAAGGACAUAAAACGGUUAGCCACAUGGGACUCGGUACACGGCCUCAACGGGAGCUUGAAGGAGAGUCGGAUCGAGAAUGGCAUGCAAGGGGUUACGGUGAAAGUUGUCACACUGCUGGAGGACCCAUUUGUCAUGGUAGCGGAAAACAUCCUCGGCCAGCCCAAAAGGUACAAAGGGUUCUCCAUCGAUGUUCUUGAUGCCUUGGCAAAGAUCCUGGGCUUCAAAUAUGAUAUCUACCAGGUAGCGGACAGCAAGUACGGCUCUCAGCUUCCCAAUGGUUCCUGGAACGGCAUGAUCGGGGAACUUAUUAAUAAGAGGGCCGAUCUCGCGGUGUCAGCCAUCACUAUAACGCCGGAGCGUGAGAACGUAGUGGACUUCAGUAAACGCUACAUGGAUUACUCCGUGGGGAUCCUGAUGCGCAAACCGGAGGAGAAGAUCAACAUCUUCUCCUUGUUUGCUCCGUUUGACCUCGCCGUCUGGGCCUGCAUCGCAGCCGCCAUACCUGUAGUCGGAGUCCUGAUCUUCCUGCUGAACCGCAUGCAGUCGCUGCGCUGCCAGAACACUUCAGGAGCUCCGCCCAACAUCUCCAGCUCCUUACACAGCGCAGUGUGGCUGGUUUACGGCGCCUUCGUUCACCAAGGCGGAGACUCGGCGGUCGGCUCGGUGGCCCUGAGGAUCGUGAUGGGAAGCUGGUGGCUCUUCACCCUGAUCGUGUGCUCGUCGUACACCGCCAACCUGGCAGCGUACCUCACCGUGUCCCGCAUGGACAACACCAUACGGACGUUUCAGGAUCUGGCGCGACAGGUGGACCUGGACUACGGUACAGUGCGGGACUCGGCAGUAUAUGACUAUUUCAGAGCCAAGGGUACAAACCCGCUGGAGCAGGACAGCACGUACGCAGAGCUGUGGAGGACCAUCAGCAAAAAUAACGGACAGGACUACUCUGUGUCCAGCCCAUCAGAGGGCAUCCGCAAGGCUAAGAAAGGCCCUUACGCGUUCCUCUGGGACAUGGCGGUGGUGGAGUACGCAGCGCUGACGGACGACGACUGCACCGUCACCGUCUCGGGCAAUAGCAUGAGCAGUAAGGGUUACGGCAUCGCUCUCCAGCACGGCAGCCCGUACCGAGACCUCUUCUCCCAGAAGAUCCUGGAGCUGCAGGAGAAGGGUGACCUGGAUGUGUUGAAGCAGAAGUGGUGGCCUCGUUCGGGUCGCUGUGACCCGGGCAGCCAGCGGGGGGCGCCGUCUGAUGGGCGCUCACUUAAACUGCACAGCUUCGCCGGCGUCUUCUGCGUGCUGGCCGCCGGGCUUGUGCUGGCCUGCCUGGUGGCCGCCCUCGAGACGUUCUGGAGCAGCAGCAGCAGCCACUGCCGGCGAGAGCAGCCCAAAGAGGUUACUAAGGAUUACAGAGUGAGAAGGGUUUCAGAUCCAUUGAGAUAUAAUGAUAUUGCUACCGCGUCAUCGGAGGGGAGCAAGGACAUUUGGACAGACAGAGAGAGAGACUGGGAUGAAACAGAGGCUAUUGACACAGGACAAGGAGGUGAACCUGGAGCAGGUGCAUCGGCGCAUGAACAGUCUCAUAGACGAGGACAUGGUGCACAAGCAGAUCCCCGGGCCAUCUAUCGAGAUCUCUGCCCUGGACAUCGGUGGCAUGCAGCCGGGCCAGGCGGCACGGGAAGCUGGCCGGGAUUUCGCGGGCACGGCUCUUUCCGUGAGCACCUUCCUGCCAGAGCAAGCCCAUGGAGUGGGCAGGACACUGGCACCAGGGCCUGGCACUGCACUGCCGCUGCCCCUGGGCAGCUCCACCAUGCCCUCCUCCAUCCAGUGCAAACACAGGGCCCCCAACGGGGGUCUCUUCCGGCAGAGCCCCGGCAAGACACCCAUGCCACUGCCCUAUCCACCGGUUCCAGGAGGACCCAUCCCCGAAGCCAUUGACCCCACCCAUAGCACAUCCAUCUGAGGCCACAAGGGGGUGGCUUUCUUGUGGGAGAGGCAGGCCGUGGCAGUACGACUGGGGGUGUAAUGUAUAAAAAGAACAAACUAAAAAAAAAAAAACAUACACACACACGUAAGCGCGGAGGAGAUUUUUAAUAUAGAUACAAAAAACAUCAAAAAAGAUCUUUUCUUGUAAAUACUUGUAAAUAACAAAAGAGCGAAGUGAGUUAAAGUGUAUUUUGAAUAUUCUCAAUUUUUGGAGUUGAGUUACAAAAACUAAAUGAAAAUAAUAAAAAAAAGAAACAAUUGAAAAAAGGACUUUAAAGAGACUGUUUAAAUGGCUUUGUAAAUUUUGUUCUCUAUGGAUAAAGACGCAAAAUCAUUGUGAUUGUUUUCUAAGUGCCGAAAUAAAAAAGAUGUCUCUCCGCAGUUUCGUACCAGAUUAUCACACAUUUCACUUCAUUAUGAAUCAUAAUGAAGAUUAAUUAAUCAGUUUUGCACACAUUUUUUUUUUCUGUUUUUAAACUCCCAGUUAUUCUUCAGACCCAAGAGAGCAUCGUCUCUGUUUGGAUGUUCAGCUGUUUCCAUUUUUGCUUAUUUUUUUAAAGAGACGUUUGAUUUUGGAUGGUGUUAGCAUUACUAUUAGCGUUAGCGUGGAGGCUAUGUGAGGUCGAGCGGGGCUGGAAGCCCCGGUGAGCACAAGGUUCACCCGAAGCAGAAAGCCGAGAAAACCCCCUGGUGUGGUAUUGGGUCCGAUCUGUUUUAUUUGGCUGCUUGAUGAAUGCGAACUGUGUGACGAUAGUGAUAACAUUUAUUUUUCAUAUUUUUGACAAUAAACAGUAACAUAUGUAACAUACAGAGAUAUUUUCCUUCAGAGUAAACUGCAAAGAAAUGAAAAGGAUUUUAUCAUUCACAAACUCUGUAAAGACAAAUCUAAAAUAUAAAAGGUAUGAAACAGUACAUGCUGUGAUGAAUGUUAUGUUUUCCUUUUUUCUUCUCCUUUUUUUCAUGGAAAUGAGUGUAGAGUUUUACAUAAAGGAAAUGUGAUUGUGUCAUUGUGAGGAUUUUUUUUUUUUUGAAGAGGAUGGGGUGUGUUUUUCGCCAGGUUCUCUCCCCUCAUCGCUACGACUGACUUUACAUCACAAUACGAUGUUGCCCCGAAAUAUGAAUUGUGUAACUGCACUUAAAGUCCUUGUCUUUUCUAUUAUUGUGUAAUUGUUUUUUGCUUUGUUUCCACCUCGGCCUGAGAAUCAGUCUGUGUUUUAUUUACCUGCGCUUUCUCCACCAUGCUUCAUGUUUAACACGAGUGAUGGAGGAUAAACAUCUGACAGCAGGUGUAGAUCUCUCUUUCUCUCUCUCUCUCUCUCUCUCUCUCUCUCUCUAUCUUCGCUGAUAUCCCGAAAGACUCGGCUGACUUUUUCACAUUCGGAAGCCGAAUAAGGACAAUCCUUUUCCUGAGUGGAGGAGACCUGAGUCCUGGCAUCAGCGCUGGCAUCUUCAAAUCACGGUCGCAACCAGUAUCUCGUGUGUGUUCCAGUAGUUUCUGAUGUUAACCAAAGCGAUAUCAUACUACACUGUGUUACACCCUGAAACGCCGCCCGGUGGUGGAGACCAUGAUGUCUGACCUUGUCCUCGGGACAGCCGUGUGCUCACUGCUUUUACUGCCCUGACUCCCUUACACUGAAGGAGGGAAAAAACAAACAAACAAACAGAUGAUAUUCAUUAUAAAGAUUAAAAGAAAGGAAGAAGUCUAUCACAGUGCAGUCUGUAACAUUACACCAGAGGGAGACUCUUAUUUUGUUUAUGAAUAUGCUGCUUGGAGUUUCUUAAUUCUUUAAUAAAGAAAUAUGGUUUAA
Clarias gariepinus (North African catfish) is the source of this 5257-nucleotide messenger RNA. Its product is annotated as glutamate receptor ionotropic, delta-1-like. Gene Ontology annotation, cellular component: postsynaptic membrane; plasma membrane. Gene Ontology annotation, molecular function: glutamate-gated receptor activity; transmitter-gated monoatomic ion channel activity involved in regulation of postsynaptic membrane potential. The transcript has 17 exons. The coding region runs from base 246 to 3401 and encodes 1051 amino acids. NCBI's taxonomy places the organism in Eukaryota, Metazoa, Chordata, Actinopteri, Siluriformes, Clariidae. The record is from RefSeq and is a predicted model, not a curated record. Gene Ontology annotation, biological process: monoatomic ion transport; synaptic transmission, glutamatergic; modulation of chemical synaptic transmission.